Chanos chanos (milkfish) is the source of this 912-nucleotide messenger RNA. RefSeq names its product RAD51 associated protein 1 (gene rad51ap1). The record is from RefSeq and is a predicted model, not a curated record. Gene Ontology annotation, molecular function: double-stranded DNA binding; single-stranded DNA binding. The transcript is spliced from 8 exons. NCBI's taxonomy places the organism in Eukaryota, Metazoa, Chordata, Actinopteri, Gonorynchiformes, Chanidae. The coding region runs from base 1 to 912 and encodes 303 amino acids. Gene Ontology annotation, biological process: double-strand break repair via homologous recombination; interstrand cross-link repair.
AUGGACCGACCCUGCAGAAAUAGGAAAGCUGUUAAUUACUCAGAUUUCGCAGAUGACGACGACGAAGAUUUUGCAGAGGUGAAAGCACCUCCCAGCAAAAAGUGUCGUGUGAAGGAGCAUGAAUCUCAAAAAUCCAAGAAGAGUUCAACGAAAUCUUCAAGUCAAGAAUCGGCUACCCAUUUAAAAGGAUGUCCUUUAAAAGCUGACACACCCCAGCCAGCUCAGGUUUCAGCAGUACUGCUGUCCAACUGCAGUGUGGAUGGCAGCUGUAUGGGCUUGGAUAAAAUCACCAGUGAGCAGGCUUCCCCCAUUAGUGGCUCUAGGCAGAGAAAGUCAAGAGCCAUAGAGCACCAGGAGCCUGUCCUGCAGGAGGAAAAGGGCAAAGCAGGGGGUGAGGACCACCAGACACAAUACACACCCGAUUCAGACAGUGAUGAGGAUUUCAGUGAUCAAGAAGAAAGUGAAGAUGAGGAGUUUACUGUAAAGAAGACAGAGAAAAAGAAGACAAGCAGAAAAGAGCAAAAGGCACCUCCUCAGACCUCCAGCAAACAGAAGAAGCCUCCAAAGCCAACCAAAGGCAAAGGACAACUCAAAGUUUUCCUCAUUGAUUCUCUGCUUCCCAUCUCUUAUUUCUCCUCUCUGUCUUCUCCAGCUGAGAGCAGAAGCCCAGCAAUGAUCAGGCCUGUUCCUGGGAUAGAAAAGUCUCCAACCACACCACCUCUGUCUAAACCUGCCCUCUCUGUCAGUCCUGCAGCGGGAAGACUGCCUAAGUGGAAUCCUCCAGGUCAGAUUGGGAGGAGUCCCGGCAGCUUACAGAGCGUCCCAGUCAAGUCUCCUGGACAGGGUCUGCGUCUGGGACUGUCUCGUCUCGCUCGAGUCAAACCGCUGCAUCCCAGCGCUGUGGCACACUGA